CAAAACAAAAAAAAAUGUUUUAUUUGCAAUCAAGAGUUGUUGAAGUUUUGUUUAAAAAGCGGAUGCGUUACAUUUUGUUGAUAUUAUUAAGUUUUGUUUGUGUUUUUUAUUAAACUAAUUGGUUGUGGUUAAUAUGUGUUUGAGAAAAAUUAAGCGCACUCGUUGGUUCGUUAAGUAAAUAAGUGAAAGUGUGUUGUUAUUGUUCUUUUUUUAUUGUGAUUUUUUAUGCCUAACUCUUUUUGCUCGCUGUACUAUGAAUUGUCUUUUCAAUUAAUUAAGGCUACAAUCACUAAACAAGUUUAAUAAAAUGUGACUAAGACCUUAAAAAAAUGUUAACAAGAGCGUUUGUUUUCUUGUUUUUGAAAUGAAACAAAAGACUUCAGCAACGAACCAGUUGUACGAAAUAGACGGCCAAACGAACUGAACUCGCAUUAGUACUCCUACAAACCAAAGAUUAUAUUUGCUUUCUAAACUAGAUAUGCUUACAAUGCAUACGGAAAUUCUUAAUAAAACCUUGACUUUUACCCUAUUCGUGGUAUUGGCGAUGUGCGGAUAUGUAAUUGGUUCCGAUUAUGUUUACGGUCAGCCCAAAUAUAAGUGUCCAAUUAGAUCUAAGGUGAUUUAUCCGUGCCGCUGUAUCAAAGGCAGUGACGUUGGCGUUUACGUUGUCUGUGAUAAUACCAAUUUGGCCACUUUAUCGGUGGCUUUGCAAAACUUAGCCGCUUUAGAAUUGCCAAUAGAGCAUUUAACUAUUAAUAAAGGCUAUUUCGAGCGUUUCUAUGGUCCUUUGUUUGCAAAGGUUCGAGCGCGUUUAUUGACUGUUAUUGACUCUCCUUUAGUUGCUAUAGAAGAUUUCGUGUUUUAUGGUUUGAACAAAAGUUUAGAACAAUUAACUCUGUUAAAUACCAAUCUAGCUCAAAUUAGUCCGUAUUCAUUUGGUAUUUUGGGCAAACUGACACAUUUAAUCAUUGAUGGCCAUAACUUCACAACUCUACAUAAGAACUUAUUUGUAGACCAAGAGAUUUCUAAUAAGGUUGAGGUUUUGCGCGUUAUUAAUGGCCCCUUGAACGAUUUUCCAAUUGAAUUAUUUCAGCCUCUAAGAAAAUUGAAAACGUUAGAUUUGCAUGGUAAUCGUUUAGAAAAUUUGAAAAGGAAUCAAUUUAAAAACUUACGUGAGUUAGAAGUGUUGGAUAUAAGCUUUAAUAAAAUCAAGAAAUUAGAAGCCCAGCAUAUAGCCGAUCUUACCAAAUUGGGUUGGUGCAAUGUGUCGCAUAAUUCCCUAAAUGAGCUAGCACGGGGAACUUUUGCCCGUAAUUCGGUACUUAAAGUUGUGAAUUUAUCUCACAAUAAAAUUCAACGUUUGGAUGCCAACAGCUUUAGAGGUAUGCGGUUUCUAAGACGUUUGUAUAUGAGUGAUAAUGUCAUAUCGGAUAUUGGUCGCGGUACAUUUGGGUCUGUGGCUCGUAUUGGCACAAUUGAUUUGGCCCGUAAUGCUUUAAAAAAAGUGGAAUUUCAAAUGUUUACUCAGCUUAAUUAUAUCGAGAUCCUAGAUUUGGCUGAAAAUAAUAUCACCACAAUUGAGAAGAAUUCCUUUAAAGAUAUUUAUCAGGCUUCGAUUAAUAUUUCGCAUAACAAUUUGGAGACCAUACAACCGAAAGCUUUUGAAAACUGCGUUAACAUAACGGUCUUGGACUUGUCUUUCAAUCGUUUAACAAAUUUCUCCAAAAAUGUCUUCGACGAGACUACAUUUGCUACCGUUUUUCAAUUAAGUCACAACUUUCUCACCAACUUGGCGCAUAUUCCCUUACAAAAUAUGACAGGGUUAAGAGUUCUGAACGCUUCUCAUAACAAUAUCACGCAAGUGCCUAAAGGUUCAUUUCCUAAACUUUACGAAUUACAUACCAUCGAUUUGGCUUACAAUAAUAUUAGCAUCAUUUUCAAUGGUGUCUUUCAAACUUUAUUCUCCCUGCGGUUGCUUAAUAUCAGUCAUAACAAUUUGCAGGAAAUCAAAUCUUCCAUGUUUGGAACUUUACCCACUCUACUGCAAAUGGAUUUAAGCCAUAAUAAUUUAACAAACGUUGUUCGUGGCUCCCUAGCUAAACUAAGCAGUUUACGUUGGCUGGAUCUAAGUUACAAUCGUUUAGAAAAAUUAUUCCAAAUACCCAUUUCGCUUAAUGAAAUGUAUAUAACUGAUAAUAAUUUGCAUGCCAUACCAGCCGAGACAUGGCCGGUUAUGAAUUCGUUACUUUUCUUAGAUUUAAGUCGAAAUCAAUUGGAAAAUUCUUUGGAAGAGAACAGUUUUACGGGUUUAUUGGUAUUACAAAAAUUGGUGUUAAGAGAAAAUAAUAUAAGUCAACCGCCUGCCGCGUGUUUGGCAGGUUUAACCACUUUGCAGUACUUAUAUUUGGAGCACAAUAAUAUUACGGUUUUGGAGAAAAAUGCUUUCGGCAAGCUACCGGUUCUUUUUGAACUGAAUUUACACAACAAUGGAGUAAAAGAAAUAAGCAAGCGUGCCUUUGAGGGUUUAUUGCAACUUUUGAAUUUGAAUUUAUCAGCAAAUGCAAUCGAAACUAUACCGAAUGAUGCCUUCAUAGGAUUGCCAUCACUGCGUAAAUUAGAUUUGUCAUAUAAUUUUCUAACAAAAUUAGAUAAUAAAACUCAUGGCGUACUUGAUGAUCUCUUAAGUUUAGAGGAUUUGAAUCUAAGUCAUAAUAAAAUAAGUUUUGUAACAAAGAAAACUUUUCCGGAGAACCAAUACAUCCCAUAUAAUUUACGGUAUUUGGAUUUAAGUUACAAUCAAAUGCCUGUAGUAACGUAUGAUAUAACAUUUGGUACAAAGAAAUUGUAUAAAUUAAAUUUGUCGCAUAAUCAUAUCAAUGACCUAAGAAGAGGAGUUUUAGGAAAUUUUACGAGUUUACAAUAUUUGGAUCUAUCCGACAAUGAAUUGAGUAAUUUAUCUUCCGAAGAGCAUUUAUUUGAUUUACCUAAAAAUUUAACACAAAUCUAUUUGCAAAACAAUCAAAUCUAUCGUCUGCCUUUUGAGAAAUUUUUAAAGGAACCAAGAUUUGAAUUAAUUGAUUUAAGUAAAAACAGUUUCAACGAAUGUCCUCUAAGUUUGGUGUGGAAUAUGAGAAAUUACACUGUUGUACGCUUUCAAGGGAACCCUUUGCAUUGCAAUUGCGCUGUACGACCUUUAAAACAUUAUAUGACCGAGCUAACGGCACUGACCGAGGACUUAAGUGAAAUUAAAUGCGAAAGCCCGAUAUUUAAUAAAGAUCGUUUACUAUUACAAACGGAAGAUGAAAAUUUGCAAUGCUCUCAGGAAGAGAAAGAAAGAUUUAAUGGUACAACCUAUGAAAAAUUGACAGAUGUCAAAUUUCGAGAUAUAACCAACAAGAAUGGUAAAAUUACCAUUCGUUGGUUGGCUCACAAUUCACGCGAUGUGGCUGAAUUUACAGUAUAUGUACGUGAUAUGGUUAACAAUAUUUUAUAUCAACAGGAUUUUCCAUAUUACUUGAGAAAAGCGGAGAUACCUGUCUCUAUGUUUAGGAGUAAAUCAAACGAAGCACAUGAAAUGUGCAUAGUAGCGAAGAAUAGUAAUGGGUUAAGUGGUCUUUGGUAUCAAGGACAAUGUGCAGCACUGCCACGCAUUAAAGAGAAACGUAAAUUUUUCAUUUUCUCUCCAAGUAACUCCGGAGCAUUAUCUAAACUACCAUUAGAUAUGGAUAAGAGUUUUGUUAUUGUGUUUGUUAUGUGGUUUGUGGUACAAAAAAUAAUUUUAUGUUAAGAAAAAAAUAUUAAUUAGCUGAGAUGAUUGAAUAUGAAGAGUUAGAUCAUUGCAUAUAUUCAUUGUUAGAGAGGAAGAGAUCUUUUCUUUAAAAUUCCCCUUUUGUGACUUCACUGAGUGUAUAUGUUUUAAUGAGAUUUUAAGUUAAUUAAAUCACAUCCUUUGUGAGUGUCGUUCUCUUGACGGUGAAAAUGAGAUAAAGAAUUACACUUAGAUACAAAUGGUCCUUUUAUCGCUGACCAUUGUUCGCUGUAGGGUACAAUUACUCUAAAAAUGCGUUUCCUCCAUAUAAUGUUAAAUCUGUAUAAAUCCCUAUAAACCGCGGAUAGUGUUCAAAAUGAAUAUCGUCCUACCUCCUAGCGCCUACUCCCGGAAAUUGUGAAAAUGCCUGAAUGUCUGUUAAUAUACUUAUGUAUCUUUCUCUACAGGUUCUUAGAAUUCUUUACGUCAGCACCUGUUGUGAGCGUUUUUAAGGCGCAAAUAAAUUGGUUGGUGCGGCGCACUAUUACAUACCCUACGCCACCCUACAUUUAUUAAUAUAGCAAACGACUAUUCAAAGUAAGUCGUUAUAUGGGCAGUGGUCUACGAAGUGGCUCAAUCCGAACCACUUUCAAUAGCUUUCAUUCUUGUGCCAAAGCAUUUCCGUGUACCCAGUUUUAUCAAAAUAUCUCAAUAAUUGCGACUUGUAAGUUGAACACAAGAAACCAAGACAGAAAGACGGAAGGACAAGCUUAGACCGUGUCACAAAAUGAUUCCGGAUUAAUAUAAUAUAUAAUAAAAAGUAAGCCCGUCUGAAGUUCUUCUGGGUGUUGCAUACAUCCGAAAGGAUUUUGCAUACCCUUUUGUGUAGUGCCUAACAAUAACUGAUGUGUUAGAUUAUUUUUUGAUCUGUAUUGAAACGUUUCUAACCGGAUGAA
Glossina fuscipes is the source of this 4704-nucleotide messenger RNA. It is a transcript of the gene conv, whose product is annotated as chaoptin. Gene Ontology annotation, molecular function: protein binding. NCBI's taxonomy places the organism in Eukaryota, Metazoa, Arthropoda, Insecta, Diptera, Glossinidae. The transcript is spliced from 13 exons. The coding region runs from base 479 to 3787 and encodes 1102 amino acids. The record is from RefSeq and is a predicted model, not a curated record.